Messenger RNA from Megalops cyprinoides (Indo-Pacific tarpon), 234 nucleotides. RefSeq names its product protein FAM240C. NCBI's taxonomy places the organism in Eukaryota, Metazoa, Chordata, Actinopteri, Elopiformes, Megalopidae. The coding region runs from base 1 to 234 and encodes 77 amino acids. The transcript has 2 exons. The record is from RefSeq and is a predicted model, not a curated record.
AUGAAUGUGGCCCUGAUUCAUGACAAAUAUUCAAUAAAAAAUUUCUGGGAGCAGAAAAUUGAAAAUCACUAUCUGAUGACUGAGAAUGAAGAGACAAGGAUGAAGAGCAGCGCUUUGGCUAAGCUGCGUGGUGAGUGGACCAAUAGGCUGGAGAGCCGAACAAAACACCUGAAGAAAGUGAACGAGGAGAAUCUGAGGAAGGCCAGACCUGUCCAGACGGCAGAUCAAGCCUAA